CAUGACAGACAAUUAAGCAUGGGGAGAUUUAUCAUCUGAUGAAGAAAAUGAGAAGCCUUAGGUUGAUUCUAGAACCUAAAAUUAAUAGGGAGCCUAUAAAUAGAGAAACAAUUAAUCACAAUAAGGCACAUCUGGAAGAUAAUAAAAAUAAAGGCAAGAAUAAACAUAGGGGUAAGUAGAUCAGAAUUAAGAAGGUGAUGAACAUGAUAAUAAUAUUAAUAAUCCUGAUUAAUCUAAUUAAUAGGGGAAUUAUAAUUAAAGAAAUAAUCAAUAUAAAAAAAAUAAUAGAGAUUACAAAGAUAAGAGAAAUAGAGGAGAUGGUAAUUAUAGAGGUGAGGGCAAUUAUAGAGGAAAUAGAGAAAAUUAAAAGAAUUUUAAAAAUAGAGAUUAUAAUAAAGAUGAUAGAUAAGAUAGAAAUGAUAGACAAGAUAGAAAUGAUAGAUAAGAUAGAAAUGAAAGAAGGUAAUAUUAAGAAAGGGAUAAUGCUGGUAUAUAUUUUAAAUAUCUACUUAGGUUUUAUCUAGUAAAAGAAGGAAUAAUUAAAUAAUUAUAAUGGAGAUGGCAUUAAUAUAUUAAUUCAUUUUAAAUUAAAUGAAAUUUAAUUAAAAGAAACAUUAAAAGAAAUUGAAAUUAAAAACUUUAUUGUAACAGAGGAUUAAACUAGAUUUGAUGUAGAUAAAGAGAAUGCCCUUAAACUAUUAGAAGUUUAUAAAUUAUAAAUUGUAUUACAUAUGUUAUUUAAAUAAUUCUUAGGAAUUAGAUGGGAGAAUCCAAAAACUAUAUAUGAGAAUAGGUUCAGAUCAUGAAAAAAAUAAUUAUGGCAAUAGAGGAGGAUAUUAGAAAAAUAAUUAUUAAUAAAGAUAAUAAAAUAAUGAUAAUUAAAAUGAUUUUGUAAAUAGAAACAGAGAUGAAAAAUUCUAAAAUAAAAGAAACAAUUUUGAACCUCCUAAAAUUAUCAGAAACACAUCCUCAAGAGUUGAUGAUAAUGUAAUAUAAUAUUUAUCUUAUUAAUAGUUAUAAUAAACUGAUUAACAAUAAUAGGCUUAAACUGAUGUUUAAUAAAACAAAGGAGAUCAUUAACAAUAAGAAAAUGAAAAUCAAGAGAAAAGAGUUGAUAAGGUAGUUGGUUAAGAGGAAAACAAUUAAUAAAAUAUUACAUAAGAAUAAAAUCAACCAAGAAAUAAUUAAAAAGGCUAUGAUAAUUAAAAUAGAGCCUACAAAUAAAAUUAUAAGCAAUACAAUAAAAAUAAUAACUUUGAUAGAGAAUAGAAUAAUCAAAAUUAAGAUCAAGAUGGAUAAAAUAAGGAUAAUUAAAAUUAAUUUAGGAAUAACAAUAAUAAUAAUUAUAAUAAUAAAUAUAGAGGAAAUAGAGAUAGAUAAUAAAAUAGAAAUUAAAAUGAUAAUAAUGAUUAGGAUGACUAAAAUAAUUAGGAAGAUAGAGAUAAUUAAAAAGGAGGUCAAAGAAAUUAUUAAAAUAAUAGAGGAAAUUACAGAAACAAUUACAAUAGAAAUAAUAGAGGAAAUGAUAGAGAUAAUGAAAUUGAUAAUGAUAAAUAAAAUUUUAAUAGGAAUACUAAUGAUGGUAAUAAUAAUAGAAAUUAUUAUUAUAAUAAUGAUCAAGAUAAUAAUAGAAACUAUAAUAAAGAUCAUUACAAAUAAAAGAAUUACAAUAAUAGAGAUAAUUAAGGAUAUGAAAACAAAUAAUAAGGAGAUGAAGAUAAUUAAAGAAAAUAGAAUUACAGAGGAAAUUAACAAGUAAUAAUCAUAAUUUAACAAUAGAAUGAAAUUAAAGAGUUUGCUUUCAGUUCACAUUAUGAUAAGUAAAAGAAAGAAUCUUAGAAAGUAGCUAUUAAAUCCAACAAUAUGUUCGACGUAUUAAAGUGAGUG
Paramecium pentaurelia is the source of this 1887-nucleotide messenger RNA. NCBI's taxonomy places the organism in Eukaryota, Ciliophora, Oligohymenophorea, Peniculida, Parameciidae. The record is from the annotation of a GenBank genome assembly.